CAUAAUAAUAAAGCCAGACCCAGUCAGGCCCAUUAGCCGUUGACCAGUCCAAACACUGGUCCAUCCAUUUAUCUGUCUCGGACUCAUCCCCUCUCUCUCAAAUAUAGUUAAACCCGUCUCCCCUCUACAGAUUCAAAUCCGCCCCACCAUUCUCUCUCUCUCCUCAAUUGCAGUCUCUCUCUCUCUCAUUCCUUUCUCCCUUCUCUGAAAGUACGUGCUUUUGUUUUGCUUCAAAAAUUCAUUACUCUCACCCUUCACGAAUCCUCUCUCUCUCUCUCUCUAAAACCUGUGUAAUUUGCAUUGCCGUCCUCUCUCUCUCUCUCUAUCUCUCUUUGUUUUUCUCACUCACUCUCUGUGGUUAUAAAAGAAUGGACGGAGGAGCGCAGUACAAUCCGCGUACAGUCGAAGAGGUUUUUAGGGAUUUCAAAGGCCGUCGAGCCGGCAUGAUAAAAGCCCUCACCUCAGAUGUCGAAGAAUUUUACCAGCAGUGUGAUCCUGAGAAGGAAAACCUGUGCUUGUACGGAUUUCCAAGUGAGCAAUGGGAGGUCAAUUUACCUGCUGAAGAAGUGCCUCCAGAACUUCCAGAGCCUGCAUUGGGUAUUAACUUUGCCAGAGAUGGGAUGCAGGAAAAGGAUUGGUUAUCUUUAGUUGCUGUCCACAGCGAUGCAUGGUUGCUUUCUGUUGCCUUCUACUUCGGUGCUAGAUUCGGGUUUGAUAAAGCGGACAGGAAGCGGCUUUUUAACAUGAUAAAUGAUCUCCCUACGGUAUUUGAAGUUGUAACUGGUGCUGCAAAGAAACAACAGAAGGAGAAAUUGUCUGUCCCAAAUAACAGCGGCAACAAAUCCAAGUCAAAUUCUAAAGCGGAGCAUGGAUCCGACUCUCAGGGAAAGUUUUCAAAGCCACAGCCAAAAGACGAAGAGGAAGGCUUGGACGAGGAAGACGAAGAUGAGCAUGGGGAGACCUUGUGUGGGGCGUGUGGGGAGAACUAUGCGUCGGAUGAAUUCUGGAUCUGUUGCGACAUAUGUGAGAAGUGGUUCCAUGGUAAGUGUGUGAAGAUUACCCCUGCAAGAGCUGAGCAUAUUAAGCAGUACAAGUGUCCAACCUGCAGCGGCAGCAACAAGAGAGCCCGUCCUUGAUAUAGCUGGGAAGUAUGGGUUCUCUCUCUAGCUUUGUACCCUUGAUGCAGUCAGUUUUUUUUUCUUCUUUCUGAUUUGGCAGAACUUGUGAAUGUGUACUUUUUUUCUGGUUUGGGGGGAUCUCACUUUUCGUUAGACUUAGUUGUUGUAGCUUCGCAAAAAAAUUGCCCCCAUUUUAUUUGAAGGAAUUGCUAUCAUCUCCUUGUUGAAUUUACUAGAAAUUUUAGUCUCUUGGAUCAUGGUUUGAUACAA
Molecule: messenger RNA, 1388 nt
Organism: Rhododendron vialii
Lineage: Eukaryota; Viridiplantae; Streptophyta; Magnoliopsida; Ericales; Ericaceae
Product: PHD finger protein ALFIN-LIKE 4-like
Exons: 5
Coding region: 369-1136 (255 amino acids)
Biological process (GO): regulation of DNA-templated transcription
Cellular component (GO): nucleus
Molecular function (GO): transcription cis-regulatory region binding; histone binding; transcription coregulator activity
Source: RefSeq, a predicted model, not a curated record